This is a messenger RNA of Lathyrus sativus (Indian pea), 264 nucleotides long. Lineage: Eukaryota; Viridiplantae; Streptophyta; Magnoliopsida; Fabales; Fabaceae. The record is from the annotation of a GenBank genome assembly.
AUGGAAAAACAGGUUAAGGAAGAGAAGAAACUGGGGGAAGGACCUCAAAUAUCAAGGAUGAAGCCAGUGACAGAAGGUGCCUAUGGUGGUGGAAUGUACGCAACAGAGAAAGAUCAACAAGAAAAAGAAGUAAAACCGCCGGCUAGUGAUACUCAAAGUGCUGAUGGACCGGUUGAUAAGAACACUAUGAAACCCAUACACAAUCCUCCUGCUUCGUCUGGGGAUCGUGAUAUAGAUAUCACUGGCCUAUCCUAUAUUCAGUAA